CUGUGAGACACACAGGAGGACUAAAUCCCCUUUUCACACACACUCACAGUUGAGAUGGUUCACUGAAAACCGACCCUCUGUGGACGAACUCUACGUGGACACUGAAGACAACUUAAAAAAAAAACCCAAACAUGAACAAACUUGCAAAGGCUCUGUAUGACAACACUGCAGAGUGUGCAGAUGAGCUGGCCUUCAGGAGGGGAGAUAUCGUCACGGUGAUGGAUCAAAAUGUGGCUGGCACCAGUGGAUGGUGGAUGUGCUCUUUGUAUGGGCGGCAAGGCCUGGCCCCUGCAAACAGACUGCAGCUCUUACCACAAACUGUAACCACUGCAGGCUCCUUAAGCCAUGUCAUGGAAAAACACAAAUUAACUGAUGCUAAAACCGAUGACAGUGUGCAGAAUAUCUACCAGAUCCCCAGUGUACCCCGACCCUCCAGCAACCCUGCUUAUGAACGUAUGGACAUGAUCUACAAGGUCCCGUCUACUCCCUCAUCAGCUUCAAAAAGUCCAAUCCCCUUAGCACUUAAGCAUAGCACAGAAGGACCUGAAGGAAACAAGCCUUCACUGCUCAGCCCGGCAUCCAGUCCUAAAGGAGAUGUUUACGAUGUCCCGAGCCAAGCGAGACGAGCCUCUCUUUUCAAUGCAUCAACAACUCCAAAAUAUACAGCCCGAAAACACUCACUGAUUCCAAUUUCAGAGCUGGAGAAGAGAUUUGACUCUCCGGGGAGUUUAAGGUGUAGCAGUCCAGGAGACUCUUAUACAUAUGCAGUUCCGCCACCUCUGCUUCAGGACCCAAACUAUGACAUCCCUAUUCCUUCGGCCACAGAGGCCCAACAGAAAAUAGUCAGUGGUUACAGCACCCUUCCCAACCCCUGCAAGCCUGAAUGGAUCUAUGAUGUUCCAAUGAGUUCUGAGAAACAAAAAAGUAAACCCCAAGGCACCUACGACACCAUGCCCUCCAACGCCAUCUGCAGGCAGCUCUAUGACACUCUUCCGUCACGUGCACGGCCAAUUCAAAGAAGCAGUCCAACUCCCUCACUUUAUGAUAUACCAAAACCAAGUUCUCUUGACAUCUCAAGUCCGCCCAAAGUGCUGCCAAGGGUCCCAAUUUAUGACAAGCCCCCAACUCAAAAGCUUACAGAGGAGUCAGUAUACGCUGUCCCACCCAAGGAGGAACCCCUCACCCAAGUUCUCAGUGAUCCCCCUGGUGAUCAUAUACCUCUAGAGUGCAGGGGUGACUCAAUCAGUGCUCAUGAACUCACAAGGGUGCGUCUUCAUCGGAUGAGGAACUUCCUGUCCUGUACAUCUUUCCGUGACCUUCCAGGGAGUGGGGAGUCACUGGUGCAGGAGGAUGAUGAACGAGGCAGGACCCAGCGUCUCUCUGCAGUAGACAGUCAAAGAAUCAGCACAGCCUCCAGCUCCUCCACCAGCUCCUGUGACUCUCUGGCUCUGAGCUCGUCUUCUCCGGAGCCUCUGCGAGAAGUGACACUUAGCCAGGAUGAGGCUUGCCGCAGACUUCUAGACCUACAGGAGUCCAUUUGCAGGACCGUACCCCAGCUCAUGGAAUUCGUAAGCAGUCGCUGGAGGAGCAAAGAACAUCUGGAGAAACACCUGGAGGAGAUCAAAGAAGCAGCAGAGGGGAUUGCAUGUUCUGUGACAUGCUUUCUAAACUUUGCCCUGGACAUUAAGGGCAAUGCCCGACGUUUGACUGAUGCCAACCUUCAGACCAGACUCUAUAAACAGCUGUCCAUUGUGGAGGACUCAGGUGUGAUCCUACAACAAACUGUGAGUGCUCUGAACAUGGCCGGCUGGCCCCUUAACACGCUUUGUCAGGACCCUGGGCAAGUGCAGACGCCUGACCAACUGGAGCGCUUUGUUAUGGUUGCCCGCACUGUGCCAGAGGACGUCAAGCGCCUGGUGUCCAUCAUUAAUGCCAAUGGCAAGCUUCUGUUCAGAGCUCCUCAGAAGGAUCCAGAGCCCCUUAACACCACAGGUCAGCCAGAAGCAAAGAAAAUUCCAGACAGGAGUCAACAAGGAGGGGACAUAGUGGAGGAUGACAACGACUAUGUUGAGCUACAGACAAAGAAUGAUUUUGAAAAGCAGGAAAAGGAAGUGCAGAAGGAACCAAGAGAAAAUGUGACACCAGUCUCUAACAAGGCACAGGCUGAUAACAAGCAGCAUUCCUCUGAGUCUUCUGGUGGCCCAGAAGAACAUCGACCACCUUCCCUGUCAGAGCACUGCCGGCUUUACUUUGGCGCUCUCCAUAAGGCCAUUGGAGGAUUUGUUGGCAGCCUUCAGGAUGGCCAGCCACCGGAAAAAUUCAUCUCACAAAGUAAGCUGGUGAUCAUGGUGGGCCAGAGACUGGUGGACACCCUGUGCAGGGAGGCCCAACGUGUAAAGUCCAGCCAGAGCCUUCUGUGUAAGAGCAACCACCUGUGUGCUCUCCUGAAGCAGCUGGCUGUGGCCACCAAGAAGGCCGCACUGCACUUCCCAGAUAAGCAAGCUCUGCAUGAAGCUCAAGAGUUUGCAAAGGAACUGGCCCAUAGAGCACAGCACUUUCGGAUAUCGCUUGAUAUUUGAGAGCACAAAUAUCAAGCAUACUGAUUUGUUUGUACAGCAAAAGACAUUGGUUUAUUCAUCAGUUCAUCUGUUUCCUUGCUCAUUCAUUUCAUAUUCAACAACUUUCAAGCUUCACUUGCCAAAAAGGUCAUUGUAUUACUGAAUGUUGUUAUAAUGAAUCACCUUGCUGGUUAAAAUGUUAAUAAUGUUAGAAAUAGCUGCUGAGACAAGCAGAACAAUUAAAAUAUGGAGUUGUAUUUGUACUUAAAUAAAAGACUUCAACUCAGCGGAGUUCCAAAAUAAAUUGCACAUUCAGGAUACUGUACUCAAGCCAAUUUUUAAAAUGCAAUUUAAGUAUAAACUAUAAAAUAAAUAUGUAUUAUAUAAUUUACAACAAUUUUAUAUUUUCUGAAUAUUGUUUGUUAUGUGAAUGUUUUAUGUAUUUUAUCACUUUAUUGUGUAAGAGGUAUAUUCUCCAGGGUAGCAGUUUGACACAGACUACUUUUUGUGAAUAUCUAUGUAAAUAUUCUAAAAAAUGUGUUAUGCAUUCCCACACUUUCCUCGACAAAAGACUGAAUACAACACAUGUUGGAUUUUCAUUUCUAUUAAAAUAAAAAAAACUUAAAACCCUUUAUGUUGUUUUGUUUAUGUCUGUUUGAAGCAUCUACAUAUAAACUGUAGUGAUCUCUGUAGAAACAGUCUUUAUUUAACCUUCUCUCUAUUCAAAAUAAUGAAAAAUAAAGUUAAGUUUAUACAUAUCGGUCAGUUUACGAGUCAUUGACUGUGGAAACAUUUUUAUAAUGUCUCUUAACCCUGAUGAUGUCAUCAGGGUUAGGAGACAUUAGAAGACGAGCCUACAGAUGUAUGACAGAAAGGUCUGUGGUCCCAACUGGGGCCGUGAAGUUGGAAGUACAUGCAAAAAAAAUGUGUAUUUACCAGGAAGGGAAAGCUAUUGUGGAUUGCAUUAUGGGAAAUGUAGGAUCUUAUGUUUUUGGUGCGUGAUUCAUACUGGGGACAAAAGGUCAGGAUAUCUCGGCCUCUGUUGUUUCGAUUUUUACCAUUCUUUUUCAAAUCUGUGUCUUGUGACUUCCCCAACUUUAUGGAAGUGCAAUACUAUAUCGCUGGAGUACCACUUUUACUACAUGAUAGGUCAUUGCUCAUUGAAUGGAAAUGAUCAGAGGUUAGUGUCAUUACUCAACAGGAACACUGUAGUUGGUAGUGCUUCAGUGUCUUGCUUAACCCUAUACACAAAAAUUUAGUUAAAGUUAACUUCUUACCCCACUGUUGCACCCUCAGUUACUGUACAGAACAUAUGUGAUAUGUAGCAAGAGAUUAGACUCUCAUCUUUUUGGUUAUUGUGGGCAUUUAAAAAAGAACACCCUGUCAUGGGUGGGGUUUUUUUUUGUUUUUGUUUUUAUUUUCAUCAUUCAAAAGGUUUCAGUUUCUCUGAUAAUAUUUCCAUCAUUAAACAUUUCAAUCUGUAUCCUCUAAUUAAGGUUUGUUUAUUGGUAACCUUAGGCAACAUUGUGUAAUAUAGAAUUUUUUCCCUAGGUGAUUUAUCUAAUAAAUUCUAAUUUUAUAAAACACAGAAUUAGUAUUGGGGCUUUAUAUUAUUAUCGACAGUCACAUCAUUAUAAUAUUUGUACAAUGUGCCAGGAGAAUUAUAAAAAGCAAGAUUCAAUCACUCUAUAAAUUCAUCUUGCCCUUUGCUGUGGGCUUGCACUCACAUGGCUCUGCUUCAUUUAAGAAUGAAGUACUAUAAUGGGAAGGCAGGGGCCUUCCCAUUAGUAUUAGUACCUCAUUUCAAAGUCACAGACAUGUGAUUGUGCAUUUUGAAAGUGUAGGGAUGGAAAAAAUAUGUUAUGGGUCUGAGAGUAAAAAAAGGUUGCUAUAGUAGCAGUGUUGUGCAGUAUGUACACUUCAGCAGGUUGGACACUUGAAUCUGAUUCAUUGGUUGAAGGAUGGUUGAUCCACGGCCUGUGUCUCAACUAAACCAUCUUACUGGCUGACAAAUUCAGAUAACAAAGUUUGGUAGAAGUAAAGGACAACUUGACAACUGAAUGACUGCUGCACACGCACAGUUUAUUCAUGCUGCCCCCUAGCAGUACUGAAGGGAUAUGACUCCAUUUGUCUUUUCAGGUUGAAGGAUACUCUGAUUCUCUACAUGAGACAUUUAGAAUUUACAUCAUGACUCAUUCAGUGAAGUAUACUUUUUUUUUUUCUUAUUUUAACAUCAAAGUAACAUAUUUAUCAGCAUGGAAUUUAGCUAUUUACUUCUCUUAACUUUAAAUUUUUAUUAAAUUGUAGUUAUAAAACCAAAAUGUAAAUAUCCUGGGCUGACAUCAUUAGGAGAAAAUUCUGGACUUUUAUUAACAUGUCGAUGGCAAAUGCUGUUGCACUGCUUAUAAUUACAGUCUCCAGUGACAAAAGACACAUUACUUUAUUUACUCAUAAAAACAGUAUAUCCUCAUAGUCUGCUGAGAAGGCUUAUACUGAAAAUCUAUUGAACCAUACUGCAAUGCUAUUUGCUGCAAUGGUUGGGUAGAACUUACUAUUCUUCCUAGCGUACAGUAAGUAUGGUGAGCUUUUGAAUAGACAGUCGUUUUUAGGUCUGUUGUUAGGUGACAUCCAAUUCACUUUAAACUCUUUGCUACAACAGUUGGGAAACGACCAGCUUGCUGAUUGGUUGGUUUGCACUAGUCUGGAGAUAAAACUGUGUAUCCACUUUGACCCCACCACAAAUCAGGAAACAAAACCUAAAGAUUCAAACCUCUCAAGAUAGUUCACAUCCAGCCUUUGGGUCUUAGUUGUGCUAGCAUACAUCAGCCUAUCAAAUGUAAUGUGUGAAAGAGUUACAACUUAUGAACUGCAUAUCAUAUGCCAAGGGCAAGACACUUGCUAUGACAUUAGUGAAUGUAAACUCCUGAACUUAAGAGGUGUUAAGGUCUGCGAGUUUUUUUUUGUUUGUUUUUUUUUUUUACUAUUUUGCUUCAGUCUCAUUGCUCUAAUGAUACUUGUUUUCUACAGCAGCUGUUUUCAGCAAAAAACUUGGAUAAACCCACUGUGCACUAACUGCUCAGCACCAAGCAUCACACAGACAAAAUUAGAGACUAUCUGGUGAACAUAGUGAAGCAUUUAGCAGCUACAGUACCAGUCGAAAGUUUGGACAAACUGUCCCAUUCCCUGGAAUGAGAAAGUAUGUCCAAUCUUUUGACUGGUAGUGCAGAUGUCCCACAGGAGAUGAUGGAGACCAAAACAGAGCUAAAAGCAGAGCGAUUAUUGGACUUAAAUUCAUUGGGUGCCCAGAAACAUGACUUGAAAUGAAUGUUGCUGUAUAUGUAACGUCAUUGUUUGCUGACUGUAACAACUUUAGGGGAUAAUAUGUUUACAGCUUGUUGCACUGUCCCCAAGUGGUAAAAAAAUCAAUUAAUGCAGGUUUAAGUUUUCCAAAACAUGUAUGUCUAUAAAAACAGUGUUUUAAUUCCCAACUUUUGUUGUAAAUCUGUUAAUCCAGCUAUGUUUAUUAUGCUGCUUUUGCUCUGUAUUGUGUUGGUUUAGGGUGUUGUGCUUAUCUCUUCUGCAUGAUUGUCCCUUUUGCUAAGAUGUAUAGUACUAUACAAUGUGCUUGAUAAAAAAAUGAAAAGAAAAUGAAUUAAACUCCAUCAAGGUGCUGUUGUUUAGAUCGCAGACAGACAAAUAUAACACAAUGACCUCUUUGACAAAUCAACUGAAAUGAAUCACAGAAUUUCUCUUAGUGCAGAAACGUAAUAUUGUAGAGCUACUGUCUAUCAGUUGACAGAGUGGUGGUCUGUUAAGGGAAGGUUUGGGCUUUAUCGCUUUUG
Thunnus maccoyii (southern bluefin tuna) is the source of this 6400-nucleotide messenger RNA. It is a transcript of the gene cass4, whose product is annotated as Cas scaffold protein family member 4. The transcript is spliced from 7 exons. The record is from RefSeq and is a predicted model, not a curated record. Bases 132 to 2579 code for a protein of 815 amino acids. Gene Ontology annotation, molecular function: protein binding. Lineage: Eukaryota; Metazoa; Chordata; Actinopteri; Scombriformes; Scombridae. Gene Ontology annotation, cellular component: cytoplasm; plasma membrane. Gene Ontology annotation, biological process: cell surface receptor protein tyrosine kinase signaling pathway; cell migration.